UCUCUGUCGCCCCCUAGCGGUCCACACAUUUUCAUGCAGUCUGCCUGAGGGAAGCAGGUCGGAUCACUUUGUCGUCUGUUUGCUGUGAAGUUCAUCUUAGCUCAGAAUCCUCACGUCAGGAGCUACGAUGGUCGAUGCAGAACCAGUUCCAUGUGCUGGGACACAGCCUCAUUCACAGGAUGGAGAUGGUCCUGGUUCUGGUCCUGGUCCUGGUCCUGGGAAAGGGAAAAAAAUUGCUGCCAUCAUUGGAGGAACAGUGGGUGCUGUGGGUGCCGUGGCCCUCGCUCCUGUGGCACUGACAGCCAUGGGUUUCACCUCGGCUGGAAUAGCUGCGGGCUCCAUGGCUGCAAGCAUGAUGUCCUCUGCUGCGAUCGCCAAUGGAGGAGGAGUGGCAGCAGGGAGUCUGGUGGCUGUUCUGCAGUCAGCAGGUGCAGCCGGCCUGACGAUGAGCGCCACAGCGGCAGUGGGCACCGCCGGAGCUGCUGUUGGCGGCGCUGCUACAGCCGCAGGGAUGUGGCUGAAGAGCCUGUUUCACAAGAAAGAAAAACAAGAUGACGACGAUGAUGAUGGUGAUGACGAUGAUGAUGAUCCAGAUGGAUCUGAAGGAGCUGUUCUGUAUAAAGUUGGAGAUGAACUGAUAUCGUUCCAAGCACCGCCAAACUAAUAAUGACCAUUUACUGCUGUCAUUAUCCCACUGUUACCUGGUAAACUGGUGCUACGCUCCUGUCUUGAAGCAUUAUUGUGUGAAUGCAGGUUUACAAAACAGAUAAUUCAAUUAAACAUCAAUCAAGUUGCACUUUCUUCAUCAAUCAAAUCUUAUUUUGAGCUAAUUAUAAAUUGUGUUCAUCUGGCGUUUAGAUGGCGGUGGGCGGCGACUUCUCUGCUCCUGCUGGUGUGCAUCCUUUUAGCAUUUUUAAUAACUGUAUGCUAUUUCUUUCGCUGUUUUGUUCUUCCCUACUUAUCCUGCUGGUAAUGAGAAACACGGCAUCUUACAUGUGGAAGCAAUGAAAUGACAAUAAAAACCUCAACCUUUCA
This is a messenger RNA of Salarias fasciatus (jewelled blenny), 1035 nucleotides long. RefSeq names its product interferon alpha-inducible protein 27-like protein 2A. The transcript has 5 exons. Gene Ontology annotation, cellular component: mitochondrial membrane. The coding region runs from base 128 to 664 and encodes 178 amino acids. Lineage: Eukaryota; Metazoa; Chordata; Actinopteri; Blenniiformes; Blenniidae. Gene Ontology annotation, biological process: release of cytochrome c from mitochondria; intrinsic apoptotic signaling pathway. The record is from RefSeq and is a predicted model, not a curated record.